This is a messenger RNA of Drosophila innubila, 6393 nucleotides long. RefSeq names its product Down syndrome cell adhesion molecule-like protein Dscam2 (gene Dscam3). Lineage: Eukaryota; Metazoa; Arthropoda; Insecta; Diptera; Drosophilidae. Gene Ontology annotation, molecular function: cell-cell adhesion mediator activity. The record is from RefSeq and is a predicted model, not a curated record. Gene Ontology annotation, biological process: homophilic cell-cell adhesion; axon guidance; dendrite self-avoidance. Gene Ontology annotation, cellular component: plasma membrane; axon. The coding region runs from base 14 to 6106 and encodes 2030 amino acids. The transcript is spliced from 32 exons.
UGCUAUUUAUGUGAUGUUGCUAUCUUUGACCGGCGAGGCAACAGGCGUAUUACGUGUGCCCUCCUUUCUUCAGGAGCCCCCUCCUCACUUGUUAUUUGGCAACGACACAGGUGCACAAGUAAGUUGUAUGGCACAUGGCAGUCCGCCGCCUGUGGUUACCUGGGUCUUGCGAGACGGCACCGUGGCAACGCAGGUACCCGGACUAAGAAAAAUGUCUGGAAACGGUACAUUACAUUUUCCACCAUUUUUGGCGCAGUAUUAUCGAACGGAUGUACACGAGGCAACAUACCGUUGUCGGGCUAGUAAUGAGGCUGGAACAAUAUUAAGUCGAAAUGUACAGGUGCAAGCAGUGUUGCGUCGUCAGUUUCACGUACAUGUGGAAAAUACUGAAGUUUAUUUGGGAAAUUCGGCAUUGAUUAAGUGCGCCAUACCGGAAUAUGUGCGACCUUAUGUGCGUGUGGCCAGUUGGCAUCGUGGCGAGGACAUACUGCUACCAGAGUCAUCGGAUGUUGCGGGUCGCUACGUGGUUCUGGCUACCACCGGAGAUCUGUAUUUUCGUUCUGUGCACUCCGAAGAUGGCCUGGUAAAAUUCAACUGUCUUGUUACUAAUACUCUGAAUGGGGACCGACAACGUAGUGAUGAGUUCACGCUGCAGGUGAAACAGCUGACCAAGAAAAUGGCUCCGCGAAGCAGUCAAAAACCAGUAAUGGAAAUUGAAGUGGAACGUGGUAACGAUGUGCAUUUGCCUUGCAAUAUUCAGGGCAAUCCAUUUCCCAUAUUCACCUGGUAUCGCGUUUCAGACUCUGCAGCGCUUUAUCCUAUACCAUCGUCUCAACGGUUGAUAAUCUCGCGAACGUUGUUAUUUAUUAAAAAUACUGACGAGCAUGAUGCAGGCAAAUGGGUUUGCCAGGCAUCCAACCAGUUUGGGGAGCAGCGUAUUGAAAUUCGGCUCAGUGUAACUACGUUUGUUUCUGUGCACAUACUGCCGCAGGUACAAAUUGUCAAUUCAGGCGGAACGGCAAUUUUCAAUUGCUCGACAACUGGCUCGACGACCGAUGUCAUUGGCUGGUUGCACAAUGGCAUACCGCUGCAAGCAAAAAAUUCACUCGGCACCGGUCGAGAAAACAUACGAUUCCUAUCAAAGAGUUCAUUACUGGUACAAAAUGUUGGACGACGCGAUCGCGGUGUUUAUCAAUGUCUCGUGGAGAACCAACGAGCGAGUGCGCAGGCCAUGGCUGAGCUAAAGUUGGGCGACACUGUGCCUGAAUUGAUUUACACAUUUAUUGAGCAGAAUGUGCGCCCGGGCCCAUUAAUAUCGCUUAAGUGUUCCGCUAACGGCUCACCGUCGCCACAAUUCGCUUGGCUUCUGGACUCGCAGCCCAUUAUGGAUGUGUCCCUGCAUCAUCGCUUUGCUAUUGGACAAUUUGUCGACAUGACUGGUGAUGUAAUAAGUUAUUUAAACAUUUCACAUGUGCGCCCAGACGAUGGCGGUCUUUAUAGGUGUGUUGCAAGCAAUUCGAUGGGCCACAUUGAGCAUUCGGCCAGGUUGAAUGUUUAUGGACCUCCGUAUGUACGAGCCCUUGGAGCCGUAAAAGCCGUUGCCGGCGAAGACAUAAUUAUGCGAUGUCCAUUCGCAGGCUACCCUAUUGAACAAAUUCGUUGGGAAAAGACGCAUCAGGAGCUAACAACAAGCCAACACUAUAAUCUGGCUUCAGUGCAUGAGGGCGGGCAACUUGUCAUUAAGAAUGUAGAGCCUAGUCGAGAUCAGGGCAUCUACACGUGCAUUGUGCGCAGCCGAGCUGGUGAAGAAGCACGCCGGGAUGUGCAAUUGAAUGUCAACAGUCCCCCAGUCAUUGAGCCUUUUAAGUUUCCAAAAAACCUUCAGGAAGGCGGUCGCGCUCAAAUUACAUGCGCGGUAUCGUCGGGUGACAUGCCAAUCUACUUCAGCUGGAAAAAAGAUGAACAUACUCUACCUAGUAGCCUGCAAAUAAAUGAAAAGAAAGAAGAAUUUUAUUCGCUGUUAGUGUUCAAGGAUAUCAGCGCCAGACACAGUGGCAAAUACACGUGUUACGCCAGCAAUGCCGCAGCUAAGGUGAACUAUACAGCGGACCUACAAGUGAGGGUGGCACCACGUUGGAGCCAUGAGCCCAUGGAUACUUCCAUUAUGUUGGGCAACACAAUAUCGAUAAAUUGUGAGGCGGAAGGAUAUCCGAUUCCAACUAUUACUUGGUUUAAAGGACAGGGCAAAGCCUUCAAGGACUUCAAAUCAUUGAGUAUGCGUAAUCACUCGCUUCUACUGAACCUGGCUACAGAUAAUGAUGAAGGCUACUACAUGUGCCAAGCGACCAACGAAAUUGGGACUGGGCUAAAGAAGAUAAUACGCAUUCAUGUGAAUGAACCAGCGCGAUUUGAGCAGUCCGAACGAAAUGUUAGCUCGCGUCGUAACGACCCAAUAACAUUGGACUGUCGGGCAAAGGGAGACGAGCCCAUCAGCAUUGUCUGGACUCAUAACAAUGGACGCGUUGAUCUUAAUAACUUUCGUUAUAGCAUUGCUGAGAUGAAAAACGAGAGAGGUGUGGAUUCGCAGCUGACUAUUGCACACUCAGAACGCCAUGAUUCGGGCGCUUAUCGCUGUUCAGCGGAAAAUCCGUACGGACGUGCCGAGCAAAUAAUUUUUCUCGCCGUUCAAGAGCGACCUGAUACACCGUCUAAUUUAGAGGUUUUCGAAGUAGGUUCGCGCACCGUUAAACUCAGCUGGAGGCGUCCCUUCGAUGGUAAUUCGCCAGUGCUCAGUUAUUUGGUACAGUAUCAGCCGCUCAAGUAUAUGCAGUCACUCGCGGUAGGAUCCGCAGGUAGGAACUGGAAUACUAACAAUGUCAUCAAUGUCACUCUGCCUUCAACGAGCAUUAGUCGCAGUUAUGAUAGUGAUCUACGCGAAAAUGCUAUUGUGGCAGGCCUCUCCCCAGCCACGACUUUUCUUAUACGCAUGCAGGCCAUCAACGAGAUAGAACGUAGCGCCUAUACGGAUGCGAUUGUACUGAAAACACAGGAGGAGGCGCCCACAGAGGCUCCAUCUAAUGUACAGGUGCAAACUGGGGGGGAAAGCGAGUUGAUUAUAAUCUGGCAGAUACCGCCCCGCAAAUCGUGGAACGGAGAGCUUAUUGGUUACACUAUUAAUUGCAGCGAAGAGAAGCAAAAUAUUAAUUAUAUAAGCGUGGUGAAUAAUUCCCUGAAGUCAGUAAUUGUCAACGGUUGGGCCACCACUAAAGCCACUCUGCGUGGUCUGCGAAAGUACACACGCUAUGCAGUCACUGUACAGGCUCUUAACAGUUUUGGCUCUGGGCCCUGGAGCGCAACCAUCUUGGGCACUACCGCAGAAGGUGUGCCAGAGGCUGCUCCGCAAAAUGUAACCUGCUCUGCAUUAUCAUCGCAAAGUCUAAAGAUAUCAUGGUUGGAGCCUCCUCUGCAACUCCAUGGUGGCAUCAUACAGGGCUAUAAAAUUUUAUAUCGUCCAAUAAAGCAUCAAAUUGACUUCCCUACCAAAAUGGAAAUUAAACGCACAUCAAACCUUGAAACUUAUCUGCACACACUACUCAAGGCCACAAACUAUUCAAUUCGUGCUCUGGCUUACACAUCUACAGGCGAUGGCCUAGCGAGUCAGCCAUUGUUUUGUCAAACCGACGACGAUGUGCCGGAUGCUCCUGCUGCUAUUAAAGCUGCUGCCUUAACAGCCGAUUCAAUUUUAAUUUCAUGGCUGCCGCCAAAGAAUCGCAAUGGAAUUAUAUCUCAUUACACUGUGUAUGCAAGAGAGGUGGGUCGCAAGGGACAAACAAAAACCCACUUGGUGCGAGUGGACGAGCACGGCUAUCCGGUCACAUUUGAAGCGCGCAGUCUUGCCGAGAAUCAAAUGUACGAGUUUUGGGUCUCCGCAUCCACUUCGGUGGGCGAGGGUGAGCCUACAUCUGUGGUCGCUCAGGCCACAAAUACACGAGCACCUGCACGCAUUGCCUCAUUUGGUCAAGUGGUGCAUAAAGCGGUCGGCACAAGGCUCGUGCUUGAGUGCAUGGCUGUUGGCAACCCUACGCCGCGUGCACGGUGGUUAACCCGUGAUCGCCCUGUUACUUUCAGUCCAUUUUAUGAGGUCACCAAUGAGGGCAAUUUGAAAAUACACCGCGUUGAAGACAGUCUGUCCGGAAAUUAUUCGUGCACGGCGAACAAUCUAUUUGGUGGUGAUGAAAUACAAUAUCAGAUGAUUGCUAUGAAGCCCCCCAGUGCACCACAAAUCAUCGUGCAGUACGCUUCCGCUGACAGCAUUCGUGUCAGUUGGGAUGCGCCGGAGGAUGGUGGCGCACCGCUGCAGGGUUAUACGGUUUCGUAUCACGCAUCCGGCGAUAGUUGGGUACAGACUGAGCUGCUGCCGGAGAAUAACGCUUACACUAUAACUGGCUUGAAAUGUGGAAAUCAGUACAUUAUAAAAAUGUCGGCUUAUAAUAUGGUUGCCACUGGUGCGUCCAGCGAGGAAAUUAAUGUCUGGACUAAAGGAAAAGCAUCCCAAGCACCAAACGGCAAUGAGCUAAUUGCCACAAAUUCAACGUGCAUAAAUUUAAAGUUGUCUUCUUGGCACAAUGGCGGUUGUGCCAUACAUCAUUUCUCCAUUGAGCACCGUCCACUAGGCGACAUACGCUGGACAGUUGUUACAUCGGAUAUUUCCAACGCUGAGGAAAAUCGUGAAAAUUUAAUAUUUUGUGACUUUCUGCCAGCUAAGUGGUAUCAGCUGCGCAUCUCGGCUACCAACGAUGCCGGAAAAACCACGGAGCAUUAUCAUUUCAGUACAACGAGCAUUGAUGGCAUCACAAUUUCACCACCUCCUGUGAUUGCUUCGGAAUACGAUUUGAUGGACAAUCUGAUAAAUGCAACAAAUCCAACGAACGGUGAUUGGUUGGCAACGUUUAUCGUUAUUGUUAUAAUCACAGUAACCAUAAUAACUAUCGCACUAACUAUUAAGCACCGCAGUACACUCUGUGGCCCUAUAGCUGAGGGGUAUGAGUCUCGAGCGAUACCCAGUGAUUACAAAGAGGAGCAAGAAAAUCGUCGCAACCAGCAGGUUUACAGCGCCUCUCCGGUUAAAACAGUGGACAAAGGUAACGAGUCGGAAAUGUACGAGAUUUCGCCAUACGCAACGUUUAGCGUGAAUGGUGGAAGGACUGGCGCACCGGCGAAGACACCAACACGUGGUCUGGCGGGACAAACGCCACAUGACUACACCAUGCAAUUCAAAACAUUUGGCCACCCAGAAGGGGAGAAUCUCAAUGCAACGGCCUACCCGCUGCUACCCAACGCGAGCUUUGGACAUGUGGUGGAAAGGCCAAGUUGGUACAAGCAGCGCAAUUAUAAUACCGAAGAUGAAUCUACCCUGAGCAAAUCUAUGACCAUUGUAGCUGGUUCGCAGUGUGGUCAUUCGAAAAAAUCAAGCGUGGGCCGCCACACUAAAAUCGGUAGUGCUGGAGUGGUGGCCGAUUCUGAGUCUGACACGAGCAUAAGCCCCAACACGGAAUUCUCGAACAUGCCUACCUAUCGAGUUCCUUGCAAAUCUACUCGAGGAAGUGAUGGACGCGUUGUUGUUGAAAUGUUUCAGCCCGAUUCAAGCACAGAAUCGAAUAAUGAUCAGUUAUCGCCGGCUUUGGAGCGAAGACUAAAUACACCGCGACACGUUGGUAUGGCAGUAGUGAGUAGGAGCGCCGUACAACGCAGCCGGAAGAAUGCAUCACAGCUAGGCAACCAAACGUUGGAGCGACGAAAGUGCCCUGAUAGUAACAACAGUGUAGGCAGUGGAGGAGCGACCACAGCAUCGUUGGACGCUUCAAUAGCCCCUAUAACGAUCGGCGAUUUGAUAGGCGGUUUUCGACCACCGGUUGCAUUUAAUGAUGCACGCGAAUUUGGUGACCAGGUUGAGUCUGAACGAGAGCAACGCGCUUUGGACUUAGAAGUGCAACGCGUGAUGGAAAAUACCAGCGAGGCUCAGCUAGCGAAAAUGGAUCGUGAAGAACUUACAUCACUAUUAGCAAGAUAUCACGAGAAGAAGGAACAGGAGUUCCGCAAAACGUAAAUUUAAAGACUGGGCAGUUGCAAAUACCACAGAUCAUUACAUCGAUACCGAUACAAUUACACACUCAACUGUGGCAUUUAAAUGCAUUUACUUAAUCAUUAGUCAUUAGAAUCUUGCUAAUACAAAUUAAAGACUAUGCAAAUCUGAAUGUAAACUAAUUGACUAUAUAAGUAUAAGUUCGCUCACUGCGGUAAUAUUUUAAAGUUGUAAGUGAUUUUUGUACAUCCUUUUAACGUCUGCUUUUUUGAUAAACAUAGAUUAUUUAAAUAAGACUUUAACAAAAAGUA